This is a messenger RNA of Sphaeroforma arctica JP610, 415 nucleotides long. RefSeq lists its product as hypothetical. Lineage: Eukaryota; Ichthyosporea; Ichthyophonida. The record is from RefSeq and is a predicted model, not a curated record. The transcript has a single exon. The annotation marks the transcript as partial.
GUGGCAUCACGUAAACGCAAUGCCCACGCAGCCGUCAACGCCGCAUUCAACCUGAGCUUCACCCCCAGCGGAGUGUGUGUGCGUGCUCUGAUACUCUUCGGCGGUGUGUGCGCACACAAGGGGAUGUGGCGUGCGAAGGGCCUGGAGGCGUAUGUGUGUGGGAAAGCUCUCUGCGACGACAACACGCUACAACACGCGCUGUCGGUGCUGACGGAAGACAUACUCAGAGCGAACACGGACAUGGCGAAGGGUAGUCACACAGCUGAACCACAGGACGAGGGCAAGGAAGAAGAAGAAGAAGAAGAAGAAGAAGACAGGUUCACAUGUUUGUCGGCUGUGAAUGCGGGCAAGACACGCACACGUACACGCACACGCACAGAGAGACACGCGGAGAAGGAGAAGGCUACUGCGGGGG